AUUCAGCCCAUGUUCAUGCUUCGGAUAUAAGCUGAAAUUAGAUUAAAUCACAAGCUUAAAUAAACUCCUUUAAAAAUGAAAAACACAAAUCAGUUUCACAAGUAUGUCUGCUUGGGGAAUUCUAUAUAUAGCACCAGCAGAAGGUGAAUUCAGGCAUCAACCGGGCUUGUUCCUUUUCUCCUUUCGUCUAUCAUUAAUUAAAGACAAGUAUGAAGAUCUUAUUUAUCAGUCUUCUCGCCUUCAUUUUAGUUAUCAUACAAGCAAAUGCAGCAACAGAAAAUUUCUGGUGCAGCAACCCAGGAACCCGAUGUUAUGGCAAGUAUGUGAGGUGCCCUGAUGAAUGCCCCAGCACUUCCUCACAAAACCCCAAGGCUAAAGUUUGCUAUGUCAACUGUAACAAUCCACAUUGCAAGCCCGAGUGCAAACGUCGCAAACCAGAUUGUAACACCCCAGGAUCGUCAUGCUAUGACCCCCGUUUUAUUGGUGGUGAUGGUGUUGUUUUCUAUUUCCAUGGCAAGAGCAAUGAGAAUUUCAACUUGGUAUCAGAUUCCAAUCUCCAUAUUAAUGGACGCUUCAUUGGCCAUAGGCCAGCAGGCAGAACCCGGGACUUCACUUGGAUUCAAGCCCUGGGCAUCUUGUUCAACUCUUACACCUUCUCCCUUGAGGCCACAAAAGCAGCAACUUGGGAUGGGGAAGAUGACCAUCUAAAAUUCACCUACAAUGGGCAAGAUUUAGUCAUUCCUGAAGGCUCCCUCUCCAUCUGGUACUCCCCACAGAAAGAUGUCAAAGUAGAGAGAGUAUCAAGCAAGAACAGUGUCAUAGUCACCUUGAAAGAUACUGCAGAGAUUUUGGUCAAUGUGGUGCCAGUGACUAAAGAAGAUGACAGAGUCCAUAAGUACCAAGUACCAGCUAACGACUGCUUUGCCCAUUUGGAGGUGCAAUUUAGAUUCUUUAACCUGUCCCCUAUGGUUGAUGGAGUGUUGGGCAGGACAUACAGGCCUGAUUUUGAGAACUCAGCAAAGCCUGGUGUGGCAAUGCCAGUUCUGGGAGACGAAGAGAAAUACAAAACCCCAUCGCUUCUCUCUGCAAAAUGCGAAUCUUGCAUCUUCUCUGAAGGCGGCUCAGAACAAAAGACCUCAUCGAUAAUAGAUUUUGGCACCUUGGACUGCACCCGCGGGGCGUCUGCAGGAUAUGGAAUUGUUUGCAGGAAGUAGAUGGCAAAGAAAUCGUGGCUUACCAAAGUACAGAAUAAUAGAAGCUAGCGACUUCUAGUUAAAUAAGUAAUGGUGGCUGCCAAUAUAUUUUCGGUUAAAAAUUUAAAAGAUGCUUCCCCUGUUUUUUAUGCAUUUGGAAAUUAUGUUGAAGUCAUUGUUUUGAUAUCUAGAUGGUGUUUGUCAUUUCAUGAAAUUCCACAAUCACAUAUGUUCAUACGGAUUCUUAAUAAAUUGGGAAUAUAUAAGUUUCAAAUCC
This is a messenger RNA of Manihot esculenta (cassava), 1470 nucleotides long. RefSeq lists its product as uncharacterized. The coding region runs from base 210 to 1214 and encodes 334 amino acids. Lineage: Eukaryota; Viridiplantae; Streptophyta; Magnoliopsida; Malpighiales; Euphorbiaceae. The transcript is spliced from 2 exons. The record is from RefSeq and is a predicted model, not a curated record.